GGUAGCACGGAAACUAGUUAGUUGUGGCAAUAGGGCGAUGGGUGGAGUCGGUUGUGCCAGGUGGAAGAGACAGAAGAUGCGAUGAUGAUAUAGUUGGGUUUGGGGGUGAGGUUAAGAGAGAGAGAGAGAGAGAAAAAGGGAGAAUGCAAGAGGAAGGGAAGGAAGAGAGAAGAAUUGAAGGUGUCACGGUAUGAUGAAGCUUUGCCCCAGUCACUGCCCGCAAGUCUUCGGAAAUAGUCGUGGUGAUAGUAGCUGUCACUCCCUCAACCACCCCCAGCAGGAGCAUAUAAUCCACGAGAUGAUUGAUUCUUCCGGCUGCUACUGGUGUAUUAUGAACAUCCUGCAGUUCGAGGAAACGGAACCAACACCAAGGGGGGAAAUAAAGCAGAAAGAAAAAAAAAAGAAAAAGAAAAAGAACAAAAGUGAAAAGAAAAAGUCCAGAACGAAAAAAAGCAGAAGGAAAAGGUUGCAAAGAAUAAUGGGAAAAUCACCAAAAGAAAAGAAAAGUUCUAGCCUACUCCGUACGCACUCACUGACAGUGUCUGUAGUCUGUACUGUAGUCUGUAGUCUGUAGGUACCGCCCUCCCUACACCAACCGAACCACUACGAAUCCACUUCAUUACUUAUUGGCUGCAUA
Messenger RNA from Aspergillus saccharolyticus JOP 1030-1, 637 nucleotides. RefSeq lists its product as uncharacterized. Lineage: Eukaryota; Fungi; Ascomycota; Eurotiomycetes; Eurotiales; Aspergillaceae. The transcript has a single exon. The record is from RefSeq and is a predicted model, not a curated record. The coding region runs from base 191 to 574 and encodes 127 amino acids.